Molecule: messenger RNA, 2320 nt
Organism: Galdieria sulphuraria
Lineage: Eukaryota; Rhodophyta; Bangiophyceae; Galdieriales; Galdieriaceae
Exons: 2
Coding region: 129-2252 (707 amino acids)
Source: RefSeq, a predicted model, not a curated record
AUCUGGUUGACGAGUCGUUGAUUUGGCACAGGACGAGAUCGACUUUGCAAAGCUGCUAGUGUGGAAUUGUACUCUUUUCAUUGUAUGGUGUUUUACCGCUUUGCUUUAUUCAGUUGGAAAUUGGAAAAAUGUGUAUUGGAGAGCUUGUUGGAAUAGGAAAAAAGCGCUCACAGACAAAACUAGAUAGCAUAGUCAACCUUGAUGAGUAUAGUUGGACAAAUUCCACUGGAGGGGACUUGGAUGUUUGGAAUAGCAUUCUACAAAGUGCAGAUACAGACUCUGUGCAGAGCCCCAGAGAUAUUGAGAGUAUUCGUCAGUUGAUAAGACAAGUAUGUCGUAGAAGACGCCCGGGGAGACCACCACUUUAUGUAAUAAGUGAAACAGGAGCAGAAUUGAAGAAUGAAGAAGAAAGAAAAUUUAUGGAAAAGAUACUUAAACGAAGAAUAAGACAGAAUAAGGCCUACAGACGCAGGAAAGAACGAGAUGCCAAACAGAAAGCAACACGAGAAAGCAGCCAAGAAGUUGUAGAAUAUACAGCUUCCGAGACUGUUUCGAAGACUUCAGAAGCAAGUAUUUUCCACUUUGGAGAACAAUUCUUCGAGCAAGGAAAUAUACUUAGUUUCGUAUCUGAAAAAGAUGGCCGUUGUGAUAAUAGAGAAACACAAGAUACCUCAAUAGGUGAAGGAGCGGAAGAGCAGGAAACAGACGCAAAUAGAAGAGUCUCACUUGAGGAAGAUGAAUGUCUUCAGCUGAGAUACUUAUGGAAAAUGGAAGAGCAAUGGAAAGGAGUUUCGCUUUCGGGUGGAUCGUUGGCAACAAUAAGAUUAAUAUUUGAGAGAGUGCGAAAGUCUUACUUAGGACUAAGUAUGUUUCUCAGAGAUGCAUAUAAAAGUCUUUCCAUAUUGCCUGGCUACUUUGAUUGGCGAACAGCUUGUUUCAUCAUUGGAAUUUCUUCUACUAGCGAACAACCAGGCCACGGCAUUCUUCAGUCUUUGUUGCGUGAUCAAAUACUUCUAUCAGAGAAAGGCUUCUUUCUCAUGGGACCUCUGGAGAAAUCUUUUGCUUUGAAUAGCUCAGUCGUGCGCAAUGAACCCCAAUAUUUAGCUGUUAUGAACAAAGCUAAAGAACGUUUUGUGGAGUAUUUCCUUAGCAAAUACUUUGACAUAAACGAUUAUUUCUUCUUGCAGAGAGCAACGGCUAAGGAUAUCAUUCUAUCUAUAUAUACAAAUGAAAAAGUAAAUAUGGACUACUGCUUGAAGCUGAUAGUAGAAAACGAUAUUGCUAAAAUAUUAGACAUCAAUCUAUUGAAUCGUUGUGUUCACUUCUUCCGAUAUUGUGCUUCUCCUGAGACCUUGAUUGCAAUUUUUAGAAAGGCCCUGCAUCAAAAUGCGUGCUCUCAAUCUCUGUUAUUAGAAACAUGCACUGAAAGUAAUCAGAUUGCUAUGACGACUUGCGAUUGUGCAGAUAUGAUGUGUCCGGAUUCUUGGGAAAUAGAAGCGAUAGCAAGGUUAAAGGCAGCCAUAGGAGAAGCCUAUUGCAACAUUGGCGAUGAAGAAAAAGGAGAAUAUCUAUUGCGUCAAGCUGUGGACUUGUGUGCUGUAGAAAAACUAAAUACUGCGAUAAAUGUUCUUUAUCGCUUGGGUCUACGAAAUAGUCCUUUUGUUACCGUUGCACUUGUGAGUGGCAUACUUCUUGACGUGCAGCUAGGCAAUAUGAACUUUGUAAAGGAUUCCAUUGCAGUGAUCGAAGACUUGCCAAUGACCAAGGAAAUUCCGGAAGUUAAUGCAUUUCUAGGUUAUUUAUAUCAAUGGCAGGGUAAAGGGGAUGUAGCUCAACAUUACUUUCAAACAGCUCUUGAAGUUGUCCAGAGGAAAGAACUAUCGAGAAACAUCUCUGAGUUGUAUAUAAAACACUGCGGAGAAUCAAAUUUGGAGAGUGUCUUGCUUGAGGAAAUUGAAGAUAGCUGUGUUGAAGAAAAUAAGGAAACUGCAACAAGUGUUUCGAUAGGCAAUUGCUCGGAGGAAAAACAUCAAAUAUGUGCAACUGAUUUUCAGGACAUCCCAAACUGCAAUGACGGCAUUCGAUGUUUCUGCUUUGAUUUUGGAAAGAUUGGAAAGUCAUUAAAAAAGAUGCUUUCUUUCGUUUUUUCUGAUGAGGAUAGUUCGGGUUACGACAACACUUGCGUUGAUGAUUUGUUGAAGGAUGAGGAUGACAAGGAAAUACUCUUUAACCAUCCUUUCUUUUUAGCUUGAAUGUUUCUUUAGUUGCUUUCUUGAUCGAUAUAAAAUUGAACUUCUUUAAAAGUUUCACUCUAUUUUGU